ACAACGAUAAAAAAGAAAAGUUGUUGGCAGCGAUGUGUGGAUGAUAAAUUCCGUUUCAUACCUCUCCUUCUUAUCCUUUCCUGGUCCUUCUGUAGUGUGGCGUAGAUCACUAUAGACCUGAAUCUCAUCUCUCUCUUUUUCUCUCCCUCGUUAAGUUUUAUCUCAUAUUGCCAUGGCUGCUGCUGGAGAAUUAGUAGAAUAUGAUGAUCCGGAAAUAAGGUUAUUAGGUCAGCAGCAAAUUGAAUCUGCUGAAGAUGGUGGUCAGGGGAGGAAUACAGAUGUUUUGGAUGGAUACAAGGAGCUGCACAAAGCAGCAAUAAAGGGUCACUGGGAUAUGGCUAGAAUGUUUUUGAAGAAGAAAAAAAACAAGGCUUCCGAAGACCCAUCACCGUCAUUUGAUCCUCUUCAUAAGCCAGCUUUAGCGUCAACGUCAUCAACAUUAUUGACACCAGAAGAGGAUACUAUCACUACUACUGCUGCUUCAGAUAAUUUAACUGCAAACAUGGAAAGGCCAUCAACAGUAUAUGAUAAUCAGGAGAUUACCCAGGUGAUAAAUGAUGAUCAUAAUGAUCAGGUAGAGGAAUCUGCUGAAGAUGGUGGUCAGGUGAUGAGUACAGAUGUUUUGGAUGGAUACAAGGAGCUGCACAAGGCAGCAGCAACAAAGGGUCGCUGGGAUAUGGCUAGAAUAUUGUUUUUGAUGAGGAAAAAAAACAAGCCUUCCCAAGACCCAUCACCGUCAUUUGAUCCUCUUCAUAAGCUAGCUGAAGAUGGUGGUCAGGUGAUGAAUACAGAUGUUUUGGAUGGAUACAAGGAGGUGUACGAGGCAGCAACAAAGGGUGAUUGGCAUACGGCUAGUAAGUUUUUGGAGAAAAACCCGGAAGCGGUUACAAAAGUGAUUACUAGUGAUUCACGAACAGUGUUGCAUGUAGCUAUAUGCACAGGGAAUCUGGUGUUUACCAAGGAAAUUGUGAAACUCAUGCCCCCUGAAGUCCUUGAAUAUAAAACAAGCAUUACUGGUGCUACAGCGCUUCAUUAUGCUGCUGUGUGUGGAUAUGCUAAAGCUGCUAGGGUGUUGGUAAACAAAAACAGCAAAUUGAUACAGAUUGAAGAUAGGUUCAAAAGGAUACCACUUCACUUAGCUCUAAUAUCAGCUACAGGUAGACAAAGAGGGACAGUUGAGUAUCUUUAUUCCGAGACUAGACACCACCACCCAAGUCAUUUCUCUGGUAACCAAGGUGAUUCUAUGUUGCGUCACUCGAUUGAUGCUGGUUAUUACGGAAUUGCAUCAUCUAUUGUCCAGCGAUUUCCAGAACUGGUUAUUGAUCACACAAACAAAGUACAAACAAAUGCAAUGAAUAACAUGGCAGAAAGGCCUUUUUCGUUUGCUAGUGGUGCUAAGCAUACAUUCUUGCAACGCCGAAUCUAUUCAUUGAUUAAAGUGGAAGUCACAAAUGAAGACGAAGAAAACCUUGGAAAAUACCCACCCGAGAAUUCAGAAGACAUGGAAGAAAACGACGGAAUUUUGGAACUUGAAAAUAUUAUAUUUCCUGGAGUAACUGUUCACGAUAUUAUUGUGGGAGCCAGUGCACUCUCCGGAGCUAUUAUACAUGUCCCCAUAUGCAUAAUUCUCGGCCUAAUUUAUUUCAUGCUCAUCCAUGGUUUCCUGGUUUUCCUCCGGCGCUUCAUCAUACCAUCGUCACCAGUGGUUAAAGUGGAAAAAAAUUCCGACGAAAGCCUUCCCCAAAGCUUGGAAGGCACCAAUGGAGACGAAGAGAACCUUGUUAAAACAACCGAAGAGUCCUACGAAGACCAAAUAAACCCACCAGAGAAUUCAGAAAACACAGCAGGAGAAAAAACUAAAGGGAUAGACAUUAAAGAUACGAUUAUAUAUAUGCAUGUCUACAUAUCAGCUCCUAUCUACGUACUUUUUUACCUAAUUUAUCUACUGAUUAAGUUCUCCGUGCGCUUCAUCUGUUCACCAGUGUCUCAUAUCAAACAGACAUACAAACAAGUAUAUGAAGAAAAAGUGAACCACAAAGAAGCCGAAGCCUUGGUUAAAAUUAUGUUAACAACACUUAAAGAAAGAAUGAACAGGGUGGAAGUAGUAGAUUUCUUUGGACGAUCUAACUUCAUGAAGAUGGCUAUAAGCCAUAGAAAUGUAGAGAUUGUACAGGUGUGUAUAAAACUCUUUCCAUACCUGAUUUGGACUCAACUAGCGGGACAAAAUAUGAUACAAAUGGCAAUUGCAGAACGAAAUGAAACAAUUUUGAAUAUUAUAUGUGAAGAAAGUGGAAAAAGUAAAAUAGAUUUAGUUUCUAGAUGUGAUGACGAGGAUAACACUAUCUUGCAUUAUGCUGCCAAAUUAGCGCCUUCUGCCCAACUUAAUUCAGUCUCAGGUGCAUAUCUUCAGAUGCAACGAGAAAAACAGUGGUUCAAGGGGGUGGAGAACAUGAUUCCGGAGAAGGAUAGAUUUAAGAGAAAUAAAAACGGGGAUACAGCACAUGAUAUAUUUACAAAAGAACACAAAGAGUUAAAGGAAAGUGGAGAGAGAUGGCUCAAGGACACAGCUGGAUCGUGUAUGCUAGUAGCUGCUCUCAUUGCUACUGUAUCAUUUGCUUCCGUUUUUACUGUUCCUGGAGGCAAUUUUAGUGAAAAUAAUAGCGGUAAGAUCGGCACCCCAGUUUUCUUGAGAGAAAUUUCAUUUACAGUCUUCGCAAUAGCCGAUGCUUUCGCUUUACUCUCUGCUAUCACAUCCGUACUAAUGUUUUUGGCCAUAUAUACUUCCCGGUAUGCGGAAGUUGAUUUUCUCAAGUCCUUGCCAAACAAGUUGAUACUAGGACUUACAACUCUGUUCAUAUCAAUGGCCAGUGUGUUGGUAGGUUUUGGUGCAUCGUUAUUUAUCGUGCUUGGGGAUCGAUACAGGUGGGUUCUCAUUCCUAUUGUGGUGGUUAGUUGUGUUCCUGUGACCUUGUUUGGAUGGUUGCAGCUACCAUUGUUUGUUGAUAUGAUUCGUUCCACAUAUUGGGGAAGCCUGUUUAGAGAACAUACAUAUAUCUCCAGCCUACAGCUGUAUUCAAAGAAAGAGUACCACGAGAACCACUACAAUAAAUUACCGACGUUUGUCGAGGGUUUUGUUCCUAAAAGGUUCCAGCCCUUGCCUACGUACCGUUAAUUUGGGUUGUGAACCUCUGUAUAUUUAUAUGAUGCGAAUUAGGGUCUUACUCUACUUUCGUGGUGAGUAUGAAUCCUCUUGAUUUUCCCAGCAUGUCUCCUGAAAUAAAUUGCAUUAAUCUGCCCUGCA
This is a messenger RNA of Papaver somniferum (opium poppy), 3301 nucleotides long. RefSeq lists its product as uncharacterized. NCBI's taxonomy places the organism in Eukaryota, Viridiplantae, Streptophyta, Magnoliopsida, Ranunculales, Papaveraceae. Gene Ontology annotation, molecular function: protein binding. The record is from RefSeq and is a predicted model, not a curated record. The transcript is spliced from 10 exons. The coding region runs from base 173 to 3172 and encodes 999 amino acids.